Exaiptasia diaphana is the source of this 1819-nucleotide messenger RNA. Its product is annotated as tRNA pseudouridine(38/39) synthase. Gene Ontology annotation, biological process: mRNA pseudouridine synthesis; tRNA pseudouridine synthesis. Bases 137 to 1558 code for a protein of 473 amino acids. Gene Ontology annotation, molecular function: pseudouridine synthase activity; RNA binding. The transcript has 2 exons. The record is from RefSeq and is a predicted model, not a curated record. NCBI's taxonomy places the organism in Eukaryota, Metazoa, Cnidaria, Anthozoa, Actiniaria, Aiptasiidae. Gene Ontology annotation, cellular component: cytoplasm; nucleus.
ACCUUUUUAGUAACGACAGAUAAAGCUCUACUACAAGUUUGGAGCAAUGUUUUGGUAAAGCUUCGAUGGAACACCACCGCCAURUUGUUUUGUUCGCUGGCUCGUCCAAUCCAUCAGCGGUUAUACCAUAYAUGCAAUGACUUAUGGGAUACACAGAAUCAACAUGGCCGACGAASACARUCGAGAAUACUUARAAAWACUUUCGAAAAAUGAACUGGUUGACAAAAUACUACAGCUUCAGAAAGAGAAAGAAAAAAUGCUGGUUAGUAUUCCUGAUAUUCCUAGCAUUACAAAAUCKUCAGUAAAAAGUAGUGACUCUGGCGAAAAGGAGAAAAAGACAGGAAAGCACAAGAAAUCUUCAAAACGAGAAUUUGAUUUCAAGAGAUACAAUAAGAGACAUAUCGCGUUAAUGAUAGCGUAUCUUGGUUGGGACAUGCAUGGAUUUGCUGCGCAGGAAAACAUUGACACGACUGUUGAGGCUUUUCUGUUUGAUGCAUUGAUAAAGGCACGGCUCGUAGAAACGAGAGAAGAGAGCAACUAUUCACGAUGUGGACGGACAGACAAAGGCGUCAGUGCCUUUAGACAAGUCGUUUCCCUGGACGUCCGGUCUAACGUGUCUGAAGGAGUGGGAAUUAUACAGUCAGAGGAUUUUCUUGAACAAGGAAAAGGAUCAGAUACAAAAGAACUUCCCUAUGUGCAGAUUCUCAACAAUCUUCUCCCCGAUGAAAUUAGAGUAAUCUCCUGGGCCCCUGUCAGUGAAGACUUCAAUGCWAGGUUCAGUUGUACCUACAGGAAGUACAAGUACUUCUUUCCUGCAGCAGAUCUAAACAUAGAACUAAUGAACACAGCUGCCAAAAAGCUUGAGGGAGAGCAUGAUUUUAGAAACUUUUGCAAAAUGGAUGUAGCAAAUGGYGUUAUGCARUUUAAAAGAACUAUAACYUCUUUUUCUGUGAAAAAAGUYCAAMRAGAUAAAAUGUCYUUAAMAGAGCAWGUAAGUAUCRACAAAUURCAUGCUACAGAGAGUGGYUAUGAAAUGUAUGAGGCUGUGAUAUCUGGGUCUGCUUUCCUUUGGCAUCAGGUKCGUUGUAUGAUGUCUGUCUUAUUAAUGAUUGGACAGCACCUUGAAAACCCAGAAGUCAUAGAUCAGCUUCUUGACGUGAAGAAUUGUCCCCAAAGACCGCAAUACAACAUGGCUGUAGAGUUCCCUUUAGUAUUACAUGAUUGUGUUUUUGAGGACAUUCAGUGGGUUUAUGAACCAACUACUGUGCAAUCUUUGAAUAARCAUUUGCAACAGCUUUGGRCAGUWCAUGGUGURCRUGCCGCCAUGUUAAUGGAAUURAUCAAUCUUGUUAAUGAUGUUCYGGUGGGGCAAAGUGCUAUAUCCACUUUUUACCAGUGUGUCAAUUUGAUCCCUGGAGAGAGUAACAAGACACACAAACCUCUAAUGAAACGAGCUUUGUGUGAAAGUUUUGAACAGAAGCUUGAGAAUGUCAAUUCCAAGAGGAGGAAAAAAGGAAAGGAACUCUUAAAAAGUGCCAAAGUAGAAAGUAUUGAGUGAUUUACUAAUGGGAAUGAUUGAUAUAUACCUAGACCUAGUUCUAACAUGAAUUUUUCAUCUCCUUUUUUAAAAACUUAAUCAUUUUUUGAAUUUCGUUUUAUCAGUGAACAAUGAACAAUGCUUAAUGUAUAAAAAACAAAGGUAGAAGAGAAGACUAACUACGAUCAAAAUAUUAUAUAUAGGUCAUUAGUGAAUCGACAUAAUUACAGAGUUUACAUAAUGAUAACACAAUAACAGCAAAUAAAGACAAUUAUCAUUAGA